ACCACCCAUACCUAUAUCAAUCCAGUCUGACUGGUGUUGUGGUAUUACAGAUUCCAAAGCGAAACAUUUAAAGGCUAUGCCUGUGCAAGCCUCCUCACUUCAACCUGCAGAGUGACAGAAGGACUGUGUAGAGCUGGGACAAUGUCUAAAAUGUCAUGGAUUGAAAAAACAUUUCAUAAAAGAGACUGUGUUCAGAUUAUUCCAAGUUCAAGAGAACCACAUAGGUGCCUUCCAGGAUGUCAAAUUUGCCAGCAACUUGUCCGAUGCUGCUGUGGCAGGUUAAUCAAACAACAUGCCUAUUAUGCCAGUGGUGCUGGUCCCUCAGGGGCAGCCCAUGUACAGGAGUCAGAGCACUGGACAGUGGAUAGACACACAGUGAAAAGCUCCACUGAUGCUUUUGGCACCAUUGACUUUCAGUGCGGAUCUCAUGGCUACAAAGCAAAGUUUAUCAGAUUGUCAGAUGACAGCAAAGUGGAAGACAUCCUGCAGCUAAUGAUUAAGGAAUGGCACAUGAAGAGGCCGAAUCUGGUGAUUUCUGUUCAUGGGGGAAUGCAGAAAUUCGAACUUCAUCCCCGAUUUAAGGAAGCUUUUGGCAAGGGAUUUGUUAAAGCUGCAGUAUCAACGGGAGCCUGGAUAUUUACAGGAGGAACCAAUAAUGGAGUAGCUGCACAUAUUGGAGAUGCCAUAAAGGAAUAUGCCACUCGUCUCACCCAUAAUAUUAGUAUAAUUGGAGUAGCACCUUGGGGUAUCAUUGAGGGCAGACAGGAUCUCAUUGGGAAUAAUGUUAUGGCUCCAUAUCAAACGUUGCUGAGCCCUCUGAGUAAACUUCAUGUUCUGAACAACCUGCAUUCCCACUUCUUGCUGGUAGAUGAUGGGACUGCGGGACGGACUGGAGGGGAAAUUAAUUUGCGAAGAGAACUUGAAAAUAAAACCAGCUUGCAACAAUUUAAUGCGAAAACUGGUAGACAUGUUCCUAUGAUGGCUCUUAUAUUGGAAGGGGGACCAAAAACCAUCCUUACAGUCCUGGAAUAUCUUCAGCAAAGUCCUCCUGUACCAGUUGUUGUCUGUGAAGGGACUGGCAGAGCGGCAGACCUCCUUGCAUAUGUUCAUAAACAUACAGAGAGCAGUGGACUUCUCCCAGAUGGAAUGGAAUCAAAUGUCAUCUCUAUCAUUAAGAAGACUUUCACGUUAAAUAAAAAUGAAGCUUUACUCCUGUUCCAGACCCUAAUGUGCUGCAUGCAAAUGAAGGAGCUAAUAACAGUAUUACACAUUGGGCCUGAUAUUCAUCAGGAAAUUGAUGUAGAUCUACUCAAAGCUCUAUUGAAAGGUAACAAUAUCUCCCCCAUUGAUCGGCUGCAUUUGGCACUUGCAUGGGAUAGAGUGGAUAUUGCCAAAAAUCACAUUUUUGUACGUGGACAACAAUGGCUGACAGAACCUUUGGAACAAGUCAUGAUGGAUGCUCUUAUCAUGGAUAGAGUUGAAUUUGUCAAGCUCCUGAUAGAAAAUGGGGUCAGCAUGCAAAAAUUCCUAACAAUUCCCCGUCUGGAUGAACUUUACAAUGUGAAACCAGAUACAAACAGCGACACCCUUUUACAGCUUAUAUUGGAGAUAAAAAAGGGUAACGUCCCAGGCAAGUAUAAAAUCACUAUGAUGGAUGUGGGGCUUGUAAUUGAAUAUCUAAUGGGAGGUGUAUUUAGAAGCCGUUACACAAAGAAAAACUUCAAAGCGAUGUACAAAGCACUAAGUCAGAGUUCCAUUCGGAGCCCUGCUGGUGGCACUUCCAAACACCCUCAAAAUGAGAAGAAUUUGGGGAAAGAAGUAACAAAGGAUAAAACAAGACACACUCAUUUCAUCCAAACAGCACAACCCUACAAAGCUAAGACCAGUGGUACACAUGGAGACAGUCAAAAGUCCAGUAGAAAUGACGCUCUAGAGGCUGACAAUCAGAUAACAAGGCCAUUCCCUUAUCCUUUCAAUGAUCUCCUGGUUUGGGCUGUGCUAACCAAGAGACAAAAGAUGGCCCUGUUUUUUUGGCAGCAUGGGGAGGAGUCCAUGGCUAAAGCCCUGGUAGCUACAAAGCUCUAUCGUGGGAUGUACCAGGAGGCCCAGCAGAGUGACAUCAUUGAUGACUCCUCUGAAAAGCUAAAGAAAUAUUCCAAGGAAUUUGGGGAAUUGGCAGUAGAGCUUUUAGACCAGUCCUUUAAGCAGAAUGACUUGAUGGCAAUGAAACUUUUGACAUAUGAACUCAAAAACUGGAGCAAAUCUACAUGCCUUAAACUAGCUGUUUCCUCAAGGCUUCGCACCUUUGUGUCACAUACAUGUACUCAGAUGUUGCUUAAUGAUAUGUGGAUGGGCAGACUGAACAUGAGAAAGAAUGCCUGGUACAAGGUGAUUUCAGGCAUAUUUUUCCCACCAAUUAUUCCACUGUUUGAUUACAAAACCAUGGCGCAAAUGUCCCACAUCCCACAGUCUCAAGAUGAUUACAAAAUGAAUCUCGAUGACAAAGAGGAGAUUACCUGUUCAGUAGAAGGUAUAGCUCUGGAGGCAUUUAAAGAGAAAUGUCCUAAUGGAGAAAAUGAACAUUCUACCGGAAUGAAGAAUGAAGGGAAACCAAAACGUGUUCCUAUUGCUCGAAGGUUUUAUGCAUUUUACCAUGCACCCAUAGUAAAAUUUUGGCUGAGCACACUGGUUUACAUGGCAUUUUUAAUGCUGUACGCAUUUGUGGUCCUGGUCAAAAUGGAGAGUUUGCCCUCUGUUCAAGAAUGGAUUGUGAUCUUGAGCAUCUUAACCACUGGUGUGGAAAAAAUACGUGAGAUCUUCAUGUCAGAAGCUGGAAAACUGACGCAAAAGCUCAGAGUGUGGUUCAGCAGUUACCUGAAUAUAAAUGAUGCAAUUGCCAUUAUCACUUUCCUUGUUGGAUUUGGCUUGAGAUUUGGAGGGAGAGAUUUUAUGCUUGAUAGUGAUUAUCAUGAAGAUGAUUAUAUUUUCAUCGCUGGAAGACUGAUAUAUUGUUUAAAUACAAUUUUUUGGUUUAUAAGAUUGUUGGAUAUUCUAAGUGUCAAUCAAGAAGCAGGGCCUUAUGUUUUAAUGGUUGGCAAAAUGGUAAUGAGUAUGUUUUACGUUGUUGUGAUCAUGGUGAUUGUUCUGAUUACAUACGGAAUUCCAAGAAAAGCUAUUCUCUAUCCACACGAGGAUCCUUCAUGGACUCUUGCAAAAGACGUUUUAUUUCAUCCAUAUUUCAUGAUUUAUGGAGAAGUAUUUGCCUAUGAAAUAGAUGUAUGUGGCAAUGAUUCUGCGGUUCCGCACCUAUGUGGCACUGGGACAUGGAUAACUCCCUUUCUGGAAGCGACAUAUUUAUUGGUCAAUUAUGUCAUUAUGGUCAAUCUGAUUAUUGCGGUAUUUAAUCAUGUAUACUUGCAAUAUAAAUCCAUGUCCAACAUAAUAUGGAAAUGCCAGCGCUAUAAGUUCAUCAUGGCCUUUCAUUCAAAGCCUGUCCUGCCUCCGCCACUUAUUAUUCUCAGUUAUGUGACCUCCUUGUUCAGCUGUGUGUUUUUGCGCAAGCAGAAAAACAAGACACAUGGGCCAAAACUAUACUUAACUGAAGAAGAGCAGAAGAAGCUCCACGAGUUUGAGGAGCAUUGUGUAGGCAUUUAUUUAAUUUACAAGGAAGAUAAGAACAAAAAUAAACCCGAUGAAAGAAUCAAAGUAACUUCUGAAACGACUGAUCACAUAAGCAAGGAGAUGGAUAAUGUUGGAGAGCAGGUCAUGUUCAUUAAACGCUCACUGCUGUCACUGGAUAAACACAUUGGACAUCUUCAAGAUCUUUCUGGCCUUACCUUUGAUACCUUGAAAACCCUGACUGCGCAAAAAGCAUUGGAGACGAGCAGGAGCCUUAGUGCUAUGUCCUGUGAUUUAAGCCUUUCAAGAUAUGCCUCCAGUGAUGGACUGUCAGCCAUAUGGAAGAGAAGUAACACUGACCAAGUGUGGGCAUGUCCCUACACACAGCAUGGUCUGGAGAGAAAUAUGCACCCACGUGCUUCAAAAUCACAUAGGAAAACAAAUAUUCCAGAUGCAGAUUUUGUAAAUAGUUCCAUGUUUCAGAGGGCUGAUUCUGUUCCAGACUCACAAAAAGAAAAUCUUUUUGAAGAAAAAGACAAUUUUAAUAAUCAGAAACUUUUUAACCAAACACUUCAGGCUCAUGCAAAAAGUGAAAUAAGAUCCCAGGUUUGUGACAUGAAGUCUGGGUUAGACCAAAUCAUUUCUCCAUGCUCUGAAGACAACCCAUCUUGCAAGUGUACCUGCAGUAAAGAGGGUUAUGUUAACUGUGGAUUCAUUGAUGACAUAGCCAAUGGGCAUAACAAUAAUGAAAAGAACAUUAUGGAUUGUGAAUCUUAUUCUACACCAAGAGGAGACCUGUGGCAUGGAGUAAAAUCCCUGCCACACAUGAACGAUCAAGAUAUUACCCAGAAGAAAAAAGACAGAUUUACAGGAUUCUUUCAGAAGCUGUGGCACGGCUCUAGGCACAAACAUAGCCUGGAAAAGCAGAUGUCUGUUGACACAAAUUCCUCAGAGGCUGAGGCGAAUAUUUUCAAUGCUUGCUUACACAAUUUAUACAAUGAAGAUGAAACCAAUUUAAGAAGAACCCAGUCCUGCACAGAAUUAACAAGCUUUAAUGGAUCUCCUGCUCCUGAUUCACCAAAUCAGAUACAAAUGAAUAGCAGAGCAACAUCUCCUGAAGACUACUAUCAAACAGACUCAGAAGCAGCUUUACUGAAGGAGUCUUUGUACAGCAGAUAUUCACUGAACCACAAUAAAUCGCCUAGCCAGGAACGAAUCUGGAAUGGUUUUGGGUCUCAGUUCAACACAUCAAAGGACACAACUUCUUAUUACACAGCUGUUGAAAGAAACAACUUGUACCGGCUAUCCCAGAGUAUACCAUUUACACCUCUUCCUCCCAAAGGUGAGCUGUUCACAGUGUAUCGUUUAGAAGAAAGCUCCCCACAGAUUAUGAAUAACAGCAUGUCAUCAUGGUCCCACCAUGGUUUCUAUGCUAAAUUUGAAUUUAAAGGAAAAGAGGAGAUGGGAGGAGGACUAAGGCGGGCAUCAAAAGUAGCAUGUACCUGGUCGGAAAAUUAUAUUCUUAAAUCUGGACACUUUUAUAUCAUAAAGUCAUUCCUUCCGGAGGUUGUCAACACUUGGUCCAGUAUCUACAAAGAAGAUACAGUAUUACAACUUUGCCUAAGGGAAAUCCAACAGCAAAGAGCAGCACAGAAACUCCUGUUCGCUUUUAACCAGAUGAAGCCGAAGUCAAUUCCUUAUUCUCCAAGAUUUCUGGAGGUGUUCCUCAUGUAUUGCCACUCUGCUGGCCAAUGGUUCACAGUGGAGGAAUGCAUGACAGGAAGAUUCAGAAAGUACAAUAAUAACACCGGAAAUGAAAAUGUUCCAACGAAUAAACUGGAGAAGACUAUGUUGGCUUUCAGUCACUGGACAUACGAAUACACAAGAGGGGAAUUUCUUGUCCUGGAUCUGCAGGGAGUUGGGGAAAAUCUGACAGAUCCUUCAGUUAUAAAAGCUUGGGGGAGAAGAUCACAGGAUAUGAUAUUUGGCCCAGCAAACUUGGGAGAAGAUGCAAUCAAAAACUUCUGUUCCAAGCACCAAUGCAACACAUGCUGCAGAAACCUCAAACUUACAGAGCUAAAAAGGACUGAUUACACCCCCGAUGAAGCUUUAAUCUUGAAUAGUUCCCUGCAGAGGAUAUCACCCACCUGCUCCGAGGAGGAGUCUCCCCAACAACCUAUCCGUGUCAUGCUGUGAUUUAUAAUAGCAAAACUGAUAAGAAGCUUUGAUACACCACUGCCAUUAAAACUUUCUAAUGCCAGGGGGAUUGUGGGUUCAGCUUCUAUGUACCAUCAGUAUUUAAAUGGUUUUAUUUUGUC
Messenger RNA from Xenopus tropicalis (tropical clawed frog), 5936 nucleotides. Its product is annotated as provisional ortholog of transient receptor potential cation channel subfamily M member 7. The coding region runs from base 142 to 5814 and encodes 1890 amino acids. Lineage: Eukaryota; Metazoa; Chordata; Amphibia; Anura; Pipidae. The transcript has 39 exons. Gene Ontology annotation, molecular function: monoatomic cation transmembrane transporter activity; protein kinase activity; ATP binding. Gene Ontology annotation, biological process: metal ion transport; monoatomic cation transmembrane transport; calcium ion transmembrane transport. The record is from RefSeq and is a predicted model, not a curated record. Gene Ontology annotation, cellular component: nucleus; membrane; plasma membrane.